Molecule: messenger RNA, 1978 nt
Organism: Ochlerotatus camptorhynchus
Lineage: Eukaryota; Metazoa; Arthropoda; Insecta; Diptera; Culicidae
Product: acyl-CoA Delta-9 desaturase
Exons: 6
Coding region: 385-1626 (413 amino acids)
Biological process (GO): unsaturated fatty acid biosynthetic process
Cellular component (GO): endoplasmic reticulum membrane
Molecular function (GO): stearoyl-CoA 9-desaturase activity; iron ion binding
Source: RefSeq, a predicted model, not a curated record
ACCCUUUUUCCCUUGUACCUAUUAUCUUUUGGUUUUGUUCAGGAGCGGUGAUAAGUUGCGGUGGUCGUGCAAGUGUAAUUAAGGUGGUGAAAACGAAAAAUUUGGCAGCGAAGAAUUGACAACACCCGGAAGAGAAGUGAAAGUGACCGGGUGGGAACGCUUAAGAACUAUUCCGGGAAGAUUUUGGACUAUGACCGGUUGUGGCAAGUUUCAGUGAUUCCGAAGAAACAAGAACAGUUUAAACGGGUUUGUGAAUUUGGCGAAACAUUUGCAGCAGCAGCAACAGCAGUAGCAGCAGCAGUAGCAGUGGAUAAUAGUUUUAAAUUUGCCGAAAACAGUUACAACUUUAUCUUAUUGCGCCAUCCUCAGUCACAGUUUUCAGCGAUGGCACCGAACGUCCUUGGAAACACACUGCUCCUAGCGGAGGCCUGCAUGGCACCGGAAGAUCCAAACAACAAUCAGAUCAAAGCGAACAAAUCGAUGUUGAAUGUUCGUACAACGGCAGAGCCAGCGACGAUUGCCGUCUCGAAGACACGUGUCCAGGUUGAAGAUUUUCAGAAGACUGAUUCUAGUAGUAGUAGUGAAACCAGCAGCUCCUACUUCCAAGCUCCACUGGUGUGGCGGAACAUAAUCGCUUUCAUCUAUCUGCAUGGUGGCUUCCUGUACGGUGUGUACCUGGCGAUCACCGUGGCCAAGGGUACCACGGUGCUGAUGGCCUUUAUCUUGGGAAUGUUUGGUGCGUUUGGAAUUACGGCCGGAGCACAUCGACUGUGGUCACACCGUUCGUACAAGGCCAAGUGGCCGCUGCGGCUAAUACUGAUGAUUUCGCAGACGUUGGCCUUCCAGAACAGCAUCUACGAAUGGGUGCGGGAUCAUCGAGUCCACCACAAGUUUACCGACACGGAUGCCGACCCGCACAACGCCAAGCGUGGAUUCUUCUUCUCCCACAUCGGCUGGCUGAUGAUGAAGAAACAUCCCGAUGUCAAGGAGAAGGGUAAAAUGGUAGACAUGACCGACCUGGAUUCGGAUCCCAUCGUGAUCUUCCAGAAGAAAUAUUAUGCCGUUCUGAUGCCAGUAUUCUGCUUCGUCAUUCCAACGUUUUUGGCCUAUAACUACUUGGGCGAGACGUUUUCCAACUCGUGGUACAUUGUGGCGAUCUUCCGCUACGUGCUCUCGCUUAAUGGAACCUGGUUGGUGAACAGUGCGGCUCACAUUUGGGGAACCAAGCCCUACGACAGAAAAAUUUCCCCAACAAACAACACAUUCGUGGGGAUUGCCGCAGUCGGUGAGGGCUGGCACAACUACCAUCAUGUGUUUCCCUGGGACUACAAGACGUCCGAGCUGGGCAAAUACAGCACCAACUUCACGACGGCGGUGAUCGAUUUCUUCGCCAAGAUCGGCUGGGCGUACGAUCUGAAAUCGGUGUCGGAUGACAUGAUCAAGAAGCGAGUCCUGCGGACGGGUGACGGAACGCACCCGUACAGCGAGGAACGGCUCCGGGAGAAGAUGGUCGACUUCAUCAACAAUCUGGAUCAUGAACAGGAGAAUGUCGUGUGGGGUUGGGACGAUCACGAUAUGGCCGAAGACGACCGAAGGGAUGCGACCGUCAGUAACAAAAAGGACUAGAAGUGCGCAACACCAGACACGGAAACAGCCAGGUGCGGUUUCACGGACUGCUGGAGGUUAUUUAAUUUGGGUCAAUGUUAUGGACUUCCUUUGAUCGAUGAUGGAUUUCUCUUGUGUAGCUAGCCAGUAGUGUUCUACCUGGGAUGCGCCGUAGGCAUGCCAACCAAUGGGGGGAGUUGCUAGUAAUCGCACAACGAGGAAGAAACUGUAGCUCAAGUGAAUUGUUUAAUUUAUUCUUUAGUUCUUCUUCUUGCGUGAUGUAAGAAAUCAUAGUACUAAGAGAAUCAUACGGAUACAGUAGUGUAGGUGUCGAACGAUGUAGAAUGAAUAAAUGCAGAAUUAAUGAAUAAUA